This is a messenger RNA of Diorhabda carinulata, 2408 nucleotides long. RefSeq names its product zinc finger protein 345-like. Gene Ontology annotation, biological process: regulation of DNA-templated transcription. The record is from RefSeq and is a predicted model, not a curated record. Gene Ontology annotation, molecular function: DNA-binding transcription factor activity, RNA polymerase II-specific; RNA polymerase II cis-regulatory region sequence-specific DNA binding. NCBI's taxonomy places the organism in Eukaryota, Metazoa, Arthropoda, Insecta, Coleoptera, Chrysomelidae. The transcript has 3 exons. Bases 211 to 2352 code for a protein of 713 amino acids.
GACAAGUAUACUGUCAAUGCGUGCAUGUCUUAAAUAUUUCUGACAGAUUAUUGUGUAUCACUCAAGAGUACACAUAAAUUGUAUGCAGACAGUUUAAAGUAAUUAUUGCUUAAAUGUGAUAUGGGAUUAUUUAUAUGCCGUAAAACGCUCUUAAUUUCUAACUGGCACAAAUAUAAAUAUUUUGUGUGAGGUGUGUUACAUUAAGAGUAUAUGGAAAUGACUGCACCAAUGGCCAAUGGGUUCACUUAUGAUAGAAUCUCAAUAUUUGGAGAAUGUCGCAAUCGGAUCAAAUCAAUGUGGGAUAUUCUAUUUGGAGAUGAGCCUAAGCAGUGGAUAAGCUUUAAGCCAACUUUAGGUGCUUAUGUUUAUCCUUGUUACGCCUGCCAAACUUUGUUUUCAUCGUUUUCAUCAUUACAAGAUCAUGUCCAUAGAAGAAUUAUUAUACUAAGAUAUAAAUGCUCCCGAUGUUCAGGUAGAAUAUUGCGAUUCUACAAUAGAUGUACUCUAUUAUUACAUACCCGUCAUCAUUAUACUCUCAAAGAGGGUCAGAUCAAUUUGGCUGAUCUAGAUACUUCUACUUUGCCUAUAGAUUUAGCAGGCUUUUUACCAGUUCCUAACAUUCCGUUAAUUUACGAAAAUGAUGAAGAAGAAGACGUCCCCGAUAAUAUCUACGUAAACGUGCAGUUUUAUUGGCCCGGUGAAGAUCAAAAAGGCAAAGCGGUUGUUGUUUUAAGCCCUAGCGAUUUUAUAUUCAGAGAUCCGAACCAACCCUUAUGUCUUAAACAAGUUUGCAACAAUAUACCGAAAUGUCGGUUUAUCACUUUAUACGAUCAAAAAAGAUUGACGGAAAGAGCUUUAUUGACAAAACCAAACGAACCAGAACUUGAUACAAAUGUUAAAAUCGAAUUAUUCGAUUACGCAGAUCGAUUUACUAUGCCGAUUAUAUCUAAAGUAGAAUCUUUACACGAAAAAUCUUACAACGUACCACGAUGCUUGGAAUGUAAAUCUGCCGUAAGUGCUACCAUGUUGGAACAUUACAAGGGUAGUAAUAAACCCAACGAUUUAAAUUUAACGUGUUCGAUUUGUAAGUUCGUCGCCCCAACAAAAUGUUCUUUCAAAGCGCACGAAAGGAUACAUAAGAAUGAAGCUCCUCAUGUUUGCCCCGAUUGCGGUAAAGAUUUCGAAACUUCCGAAUUAUUACACCAACAUAUGGAAGAAGUUUGUUUCCAUUUAGCGAAACACGUAAAAUAUCGUUGUCCCGGCAAGAGAUGUAGUAAAUUAUUCGCUUCGUUGGCCAAUUUUUCCUCGCAUUUUUCCCAACAGCAUUUCAAAUGCGUUUAUACUUGUUCGGUAUGUAAGUGUACUUCGUACUCGGUAUCCGAAUUACAAAAACAUAUCGAAUUUCACGAUGGCGAUUGUACGUUUUCAAAAGUUUACCAAUGCGGCGUUUGUACGGACUUCGGAACAAUUGGCGAUAACGAAUUCGAUAAACAUAUCGAGAUACAUUCGAAAAUUGAUAAUAUAAUGUACGUUUAUUUAUGCAAAUAUUGUCGUAAUACUUUUCGAUCGACUUUUACAUUCGCGACUCACCUUUUAAAAUGUACGAGUAAAAUGAUAUCGGACACUAAAUUACGUUUAAAAAAUAAACCUAAAGUGUUGAUAACGAAAAAAUAUUUUUGUAUUUUAUGCAACGAUCAAAUACCGUUGGAAAAGAAAGUGUCCCAUAUGAGAUUAUGUAAAUAUGCCCGUCCGGUUGUUUACGUUAACAAAUUAGACAUUAGUGAUAUAUCGAACGAUAUUCAUUUGAAUAUAUCUCAGGAGAAUAGUAGAUCGAGCGAAUCUCCUAAAUCUGAAGAAAAUUGUAAAAAGAAAAGGAAACGAUAUCUCACUGAUAUCAGUAGACGAAGGAAACCUGAAAAAGUACAAGAACCGGAUUUGAUAGCGGAAAAACCAAUCGAAUUCGACGGCACAUAUUAUUGUAAAUUAUGUGAUUAUCAGUCUAGAGAACGAAAUGAAUUUCACGAUCACAUUCGGAUUCACAGAAAUAUUUCAACGGCGUAUCAGUGUAUGGAAUGCGGCGAAUGUUUUGUGGUUAAACCGUCUCUUUAUAAACAUUUACUACAUUUCCACAAUAUCCAUAAUUAUGAGUCUUAUUUGAAAGAUAACGAUUGUUUCGAUGUAGAGGCUGUGAAAGAAUUGGAAAAUGUGAUGCGAUUAGCACCUGGUGAAUCGAAAGGACCCGUCAAAGACAAUCAAUGUAGAGUGUGUUUAGAUGAAUUUGACGAUUCGGUUGCGUUAAAUAAACAUUUCAGAACACAUGGAAUGGCGUUUUUACUAAAGAAUUCAAAAUAAUUAUAUCCAACUAUAUUUUGUAAAAUUAUUAAAAUAAAAAUAUUCGUUUGAUAUUA